GGAGCUAAUCUGGGGCAAUCUACUGAGGGUAUUCAAGACCAGUUUUGCUGUCUCUUCGUCAGCUUACCCGGGCUCUGGGUCUGCCCAUCACUGAUGCUCAGAUUGCAGAGAUGGAGAGCCAUGCAGAGGACAUUGACUUUGCCGUGGCGGCUGAAGAAGAGCGAAAGCUGAGGCACGAUGUCAUGGCGCACGUCCACACCUUUGCACACUGCUGCCCCACAGCUGCUCCCAUCAUCCACCUCGGAGCUACGUCAUGCUAUGUGGGAGACAAUACUGAUCUCAUUGCCUUGCGUGAUGGCUUCAACAUCCUCUUGCCUAAGCUGGCCAGAGUCAUCGACCGGCUGGCAAACUUUGCAGAGGAAUACGCCGACCUCCCCACGCUCGGCUUUACACACUUCCACUGUCUAACUUUGAUGUCAAAGGUGCACAAGAUCUGCACAGACAUCCGUCUGCUGGCCAACCUAAAAGAGAUCGAGGAACCUUUUAAGGAGCAGAUUGGUUCCAGUGCUAUGCCCUACAAGAGGAACCCCAUGCGUGCAGAACGCUGCUGUAGCUUGGCCCGACAUCUGAUUGCGUUGAUGGCCGACCCCCUGCAGACUGCCUCAGUGCAGUGGCUGGAGAGGACACUGGAUGAUAGCGCCAACAGGAGGAUCUCCCUGCCCGAGUCCUUCCUGACAGCAGACAUUGUCCUCAGCACGCUGCAGAACAUCACAGAGGGUCUUGUGGUCUACCCCAAAGUCAUUGAGAGAGACAUCCACAAUGAGCUGCCCUUCAUGGCCACAGAGAACAUUAUUAUGGCGAUAGUGAAGGCAGGAGGCAACAGACAGGAGAGAUGGUUUACUGGGCAGAAAAUGCCAGUGGUAACCAGAAAUUCAGAUGACUGAAAUGAGAUCAUCUUACUGACUAGUAACCAGUGUUUUGACCAUUUAAAUGAAGAAGCUGAUUACCAAUAACCAGACCUGACAUGGAGACCCAACAACAUGGCUGUUAAAGUGGCGGAGUUGAGAGCUCUGCCCACCCGGGGUAAGUCUUCGACUUAUCCCCUUUUAUUGAAUAAAAACUGCCGGAAGAAUAGUGACUGCCGCUCCUCCCUUUCUCUAGCAUAUCAAGACGCGAAUGCGGAAAGGAAGGAGAGGACUCCGCUGGGUUUCCCUUUUACUUCGCUGGAUUUCUUAACUCCCUGGGACUUUUAUGCUGUGGUGGAUCCCACUGGACUUUUAAUGUUGUGUUUUAUUGAUUUUUAUUGUGUUAUCCCUUGGCCAAGGUUGUUUUAAUUUAUCUUACACUUUUAACUAUUUAAAUAUAAUAAAUUAUAUUUUAAUUCUACACUUUUUUAAUCGUGUGCUUUCCCUUGGCGGCUCCACUGCUCUGUCCGUUUGGAGGAAGGUUUCCUUCCUUUAGAAAAACGACACUGUGGGAAUAAAAUCAGCCUUUCCGCUGCCCUUCAUGGC
Molecule: messenger RNA, 1451 nt
Organism: Maylandia zebra (zebra mbuna)
Lineage: Eukaryota; Metazoa; Chordata; Actinopteri; Cichliformes; Cichlidae
Product: adenylosuccinate lyase
Biological process (GO): 'de novo' AMP biosynthetic process
Cellular component (GO): cytosol
Molecular function (GO): (S)-2-(5-amino-1-(5-phospho-D-ribosyl)imidazole-4-carboxamido) succinate lyase (fumarate-forming) activity; N6-(1,2-dicarboxyethyl)AMP AMP-lyase (fumarate-forming) activity
Source: RefSeq, a predicted model, not a curated record